Cotesia glomerata is the source of this 3624-nucleotide messenger RNA. RefSeq names its product synaptotagmin-14 (gene Syt14). The record is from RefSeq and is a predicted model, not a curated record. Lineage: Eukaryota; Metazoa; Arthropoda; Insecta; Hymenoptera; Braconidae. Bases 210 to 1697 code for a protein of 495 amino acids. The transcript is spliced from 7 exons.
UUACAGAUUUAAACCCUUGUGAACACGUCCAGGUGAGCAACAGAGUGCUUUAUACCCCCGCCCACGUAUUAUUUGGCGUAUAACCACGUUUGUAAUCAAACAAACCUGACAACUGAUGUCUGUUAGUGUCGGAUAAUGUGUUCGUUAUCCGAUAAUGGCUACUUUCCAGCCGUGAAGUAAUUUAGUGAAAAUAAAGAUACCCAACAAUAAUGAUUCUCACCGGAUCAGACCAUUUCUUAUCGGGUUCGGUGGGAGUGACUGCUUUUCUUGGAGCAGUAGCCGGUUUCGUUACUCUUCUCUUGGUACUCUUUUUAUAUCUAACACGAAAAUGGACUUUUACACCCGUUUCGCAGACGGUUUUUGGUGGAAUCUGUGUACCAUUAAAUGAUACAACUCAUUGUUCGGAUUUUACAACACCUCCGAUUACCAAAAAUUUAGACAAAAUCUUUACAUUUUCGGAUCCAGAAACAAGUUCUGAUUCAGAAGAAGACGCAUUCCGCCGAUUACAAAACUCUCAUUCGACACAUCCUCCGAAUAUUCUCACGAUUCAGACUGAAGAUGGAUCAACUUUUGUUGAUGCUGGUAAUACUUCCAAUAAUUGUAAUGAAGAACAUCCUUCAGAUCAACAAGAGUGUGUGGUUGAAGUCGGAUCUUCAAAUAUUUUAAUGGAAACACCAGAAUCUGAUAAAGUUAUUGAAGAACUUUGUAGUCCAUCGAGCGAAAUAGCACCAACACUUGGUGGAUUAAUUGAAGAAAUAGGAAGCUUAGAAGUGGCAUUUUUGUAUGACGCACCAAUGCGAGAAAUGACGGUUCAAGUUCUUCAAGGACGAAAUUAUCCAGCAGGUAUCGGGGGAAGUCAAGUUCGUCUUGUUUUGCUUCCGUCAAAGAAGCAGAGACGUAAAACACGAGUUCGUCAAGGUACAUCACCACAAUAUAUGGAAAGUUUUUUAUUACCUCGAGUUAAUCCUGAAGAUGUUAAUGCAAUGGGCGUAAGGUUGAGAGUUUAUCUCUGGGGUGGUAGAAUGCGUCGAGAACGACUUUUAGGUGAAGCUAGAGUUUGUUUUGAUCAAAUCAAUCUUCAAUUAGAAACCACACUUUGUCUGCCUCUACAGCCUCCACUCUCUUCGCCGGUCCAAGAGUGGGGUACGACUACGAGUUUAACUCGAAGUGACUCAACCGGAUCUCAACAGUCUGUACAGUCGUAUGCAUCUCCAACAAUACCUCCUUACGGUAGUAGUAUGAAGGGUGGAAGCAUAGCUGAAAUACUUAUCGGUCUUGCUUAUAAUGGUACUACCGGUCGUCUUUCGGUAGAAAUAAUAAAGGGCUCACAUUUUCGUGGUGGUGGUGGUAAUGAUACAAAACCACCAGAUACAUAUGUUAAAUUAACAUUAGUUGACAGUAAUAGUCAUGAAAUGGGUCGAUGUAAAACUGGACUGAGACGAGCACAACCAAAUCCACUUUACAAGGAAACUUUUAUAUUUCAGGUUGCUUUGUUUCAGCUAGGGGAUGUUACACUUUUUGUAUCAGUAUAUAAUCGCCGUCGUUCAGCGAUGGGUAAAAAAGGCCGUGAAAUGAUUGGUUGGCUUUGUCUUGGAUUAAACAGUUCUGGGCCUGAAGAGUUACAGCAUUGGAAUGAAAUGCGGAUUGCAAGGCAACCAACUCAAGUGCAACGUUGGCACUCACUUUUACGUCCAUAAAUUUCUCUAAAAUUUGGCAAUUUAUGGAUAAAUUUAUUUAACUGGAAAUAGUCAUUCCAGGUGUGACGAUUGAUUAUUCGUCUGAUUGUUACGAAAUUCGUCGAUAUUACGAUGAAGAAAAUGAUGAUAGAGUUCUAAAACGGUGAGUUUUAGAAACUAAAAUAUUGUUUGCGAUAUAAUAUCUUUAUGCAGAAUUUUUUACUGCCCAAAAAAGUCUUGGAGUUAAUAAAUUUAAAUUGUCGUGAACUUUUUAAUGAAGAAUAUAUCGUGACUUUUUGUGUCAAUAAAAUAUUUUGGCUGUGGGCAGCAUUAGAGUUUUAACAAUUUGUCAUAAAAUGACAUAAUUAUUUGUUUUUAAAAAGUCGGCAAAGGCAACAAAUAAACUUUUUAUCAUGUGAAUAAUAUUAUAUUAUGAAUUGUAAAAAGAUAAAUUCACUCGCCAAAUUGAAUUUAAUUCAUAAUAGCACAAAUACUACUAUCUUUUUUCUCAUUUUCUAUCCAUUUGUGCCUGAUGCCAAUAACAAUUUUCACUUUUUCAAUUUUACUUUUUGUGCCUUUGAUCCUCUGAUAAAUGCUUGUUCAUUGUGAUUUUAAUUCAGCACAAUAUCACAACAUUCAAUCAUUGAGAAAUAAAAAAGUACAGUUGUUUCAGUAUUAAUUUAAUAAUAUUUAUUGAUCUGAAUUUCUGCUUCGAGAAGAAGUAAAAUUCGAAAAAAAAAAAAAAUAAUAAUAAACAUAUUUUGAAACGUGCUAAUUGCAGUACGUUGCAAUUUAGUACAUAACACUCAACGACGCACAAUUCACAUCUUGCACCUCAUAAAUGCAGAUUGUGAUACUAUUUGGCUACAGUUAUAUGAAACAUUUAAUCUUGAGAAAUGAUUAAUCAAUGACAUAUUCAGAGCAGAAAAAUAAGUAAAUUAAUAAGAAAAUAAUAAUAAUAAUAAUUUAUAUAAUAAUUCGAAUUGUAAUAAUAAUCUUAAUUAUAAUGAUAAUGAUAAUAAUAUUGAUUAAAAUGAUAAUUUUAAUAAAACUAAUAAUAAUACUAAUAAUAAUGAUAAUAUUAAAUGUAUUGGAAAAUAGUAUGAUAUCACGGUAAUGUAUUGCCAGAAACAAGAAACGAAUGCUGUGAAAAUUUCAGUAAUUACAAAUUCAUAAAUAUUAAAAAUUAUAUAUUUAUUAUUUACCAAAAUUUAGAAUAAAUUAAUUAUCAUAUUGUUGUUUUAUUUCUUUCGAUAUUUAGUAAAUAACAUUGAUAAAAACGUUCAGAAACAUUGCCUGAUUACUAAAAAUCGAAAUAAACCAUUCAAUUGAUGAAAUAAUUAAAAAUGCCCUCGCAAAUUAGUAAUAUUAGUCAACAAGAAAUGAAUUGUCUACAUUUUUACUAAAAAUAAAUGUGAUUAAAUAACGUAAUUUAUCUAAAGGUAAUAUUGCUAAGAACAAUUUCGAAUAUUAGGAUCUCAAUUAGAUCCUCGUAUUUUAAUUAUAAGUGUAAAGAUGAUCUAUUUCUAACUAAUUUAAUCGCAAAUUUUUUUAAACCCACACUUAAAAAUAUUAAUUCCAUUAUUAUUAAUUAUUUCUCUAUUGUCAGAUAGAGUUUUUUUGUCAAUCUUUUGUUGUUAAAUAGGUACGAUGAUAACGAAAAAAAAAAAAAAAAUUAUAAAAGUUUGAAGAGCCAAUCAUAUCGAUUGUUGUUGGUUAAAUAUGUUAAUGGAACAAUGUUGGAUUUUUGUCCACGUUUUUUCUAAAGCACUCUUUCAAUGUUAUUUAAUUGAAAUUUGUCUACUGCACAAAAUAAAACAAACAUAAAACUACCGUAAUCAAUGUUAUUAUUAACUAAUUAAUAUUACAUUUGUCGCAUUUUGUAAACAAAAAAAAUGUAUUUCGGUAUUGCAAAAAUGAAUAAAUCUACGAUAGUUAAUCCCAUAAA